AUGACGGAGGCGCUCCGGGACGAACGACCUCACUGCUGGACGACACUGAUGACAGAAGUUGGACGUCGUUGGCCGGAUCCUGGCUUUGCCGACCGAGUGUCCCACGACUUCUACGGGUGCCAACAGUCUUCGUCUCGCGCCUACGACCAUGUGGGUGAAUGGCGUGCCCGCUACCGAGCGUUUAUGCACAACGACCCCAGCUUCAGCCUCUUGCCCCUUCAACUCGCCACAACCUUUUAUCAAUUGCUGAGUGAUGUGGCUAAGCGGGAGGUGCGGGCUGGUAUGCUACGGGAAUAUCGGGAUAACUCACUUGUGACUAUAGGGAGGUUUGGACAAACUGUCCCGUCCCUCGAGGAGGUUACCGACUGGGCCGCCAUCGCCGACGACACCGGCACGACAUCAGUUUCGACCCCGCCAAUUCGUACUGCUACUUAUGGAGCAAUUGCAAAAACGCCACACACCGCCCCAUCCAAGCCGAACGACAACGCGCAUACCCAGAUCCGUUGAGCUCGAUGGAUGGACCGCGCCGGUAAAUGGCAACAGGCCCACCUGUGGAAGGAUCGGAACACGUGGUUCUCGCCUGCAUCGGGUGGGGUACCCGCCAGCAUGGCGUGUUUUAAUUGCGGUCAAGGUGGCCAUUUCUCACAGCAUUGUACAGCGGAGUGACAAUCCCCCUCGACCGUCCAAAUAUCAGUGAUCGCCUUCGCCGACAUGGACGAGGACGAAUGGUCAUCGGCCUCAGGUGACGUUGAGGACCCCCAGGUGCGAUUCCCCCUUCCCCUCGAGACUGAUUUGACUCGACCGUCGAGUUCCGCAUCCGCCUUAGUGACGCACCACUCUUGCCCUCCUGCAGACCCUGUUGGCUGAGUGAAAGACAUCACCUCUUCUUCUUUUGAAGUUCAGACCUCAUCAAGUAGUUCGCAUCCAACCGUGCCGGCAAAUGAUGCAGAUCAACAUCGUCUCGACGAUAGCCUGGCUGACAUCGCGAUUGACACGGUGGAAGAUGUCUUGUACUACGCUGAUGCCGCGUCGCGCUUGUGUUGUUAUCCGGGGCCGGAAGUGGUGUCGUCUCGCAAGGCGGAAAGGACUGCUUCGGUGAGCUCUUUCCAGAUUCCUGUGCCGUCGGGUGUGUCUCUCUUGGCGUCCGCUGCGCCCCUGAUCGACAUUGACGAACCCGACCGACCUGUCGAGCCCGCCAUUGUACGUGCCCGCAACGUCAUCGCGUGGACGCUACCUUCUGGAAGGGUUUUGCGAUGUUUGAUCGACUCUGGAUCAGGAGGUGGUGCGAGUCAACCCGAGCUUCGCAACGGCCCGUUUGACUGCGCCGUUGCACUUGCGCCUCGGCACCCAGGAUAAGUCCGACCAAUGUGCUGUGUUCGCCACCGCUCCUUUUUCGUCUGGCGCCCUAGAUCUCGGUUUCCGACCAUUCUUUGUUUGCCGUGUAAUGGCGUACGACGCCAUCUUGGGGCUGCCGUUUCUUAAGGACACAGGCAUGCUCAUUCGUUGGGGCGCCUUCACCGUCGCGCGCACCGGCCCUUCACAACCCGUCACCCAGGAUACGCACGAAUGGGACCGAGCCGUCACCGUAGCACCUAUUUUAUCCGGUUCUGCCAUUGGCUGCGAUCACCCUGGGUUGCUCCCCGACGACGAGAUCAUUGGCCUCGAGUGA
This is a messenger RNA of Microbotryum saponariae, 1669 nucleotides long. Lineage: Eukaryota; Fungi; Basidiomycota; Microbotryomycetes; Microbotryales; Microbotryaceae. The record is from the annotation of a GenBank genome assembly.